GUCCGAUAGAUAAAUCUUGGAGGAUGACAGAAACAAACAUAUGUGUUGUGUCUUAAACCCUCUUUCUCAGAUAUAUCAAUAGCUUUCAACUUCAUGCUUUCAUUCAGUGUUGUGCUUUUGAUACUUGAUAAUGCUUUCAUCUUCAAUUGUUCAUAAUACUCUCAGUCUCAACCGAGUUUAGAUUCUCUGUAGGGAUGAAUCUUCUCUCUCUAACUUCCACUUCUCUCUUCUUCCUUCCUGUUCCUGCUUAUUUUUCAUCAUCCCUUCUUGUCACAAGACCUUCUGCAUACCCUUCUUCUUCUUCUUCUUCUUCUUCUUCUUCUUCUUCUUCUUCUUCUUCUUCUUCAUACAAAAGCACUUCCGGCGCAGUUUUAAGAUGUGUCAGUGAGGGAAAAGAAGAGGUGCUUCUUGAAGGAAUGCCUGCUCACUAUUAUGAUGAUGAAUGGCAAGCCCGACAACGUGAAAAGACCAAGGAGUUACAUCGAAGACGCAGAGAGGAAGAAGAGGAAGAAGAGAGAAAGAUUGAAGAGUAUCGUGAAGUUGGCAUGCGUCUAAAGGGAUACCCUGAAGAAGAUGUUAGAAAAGCACGGAAAUUGAUUUCAAGCUUUAUAAGAGCCGGUGAAGAAGUAGAAGAGAAAAUUGAGGAAGCUGCUGAGAAGGGAGAACUUACUGAACUUGUUUUGAUGGUGAUAUGGAAUCGCCUUGAUCUUGCCCGACGUGAUGAUGAAAAGGAUGCUAUAAGAAGUCUGGAUUUGUUAUACAGAAGGGUUGAGGCUGAAAUAUUGAAACGGGAGGCUACCCCUGCAAUGAGAUUGCUGAAUGAUCUUUUGAUUAUGUAUGAUGGCUUUGCUUUUCACGAGUGGCUAAAGAAAUGUAAAAAAAUCAUGACUGAUACAUUUCCACGGGAGGAUCCAUAUAGCAUUCUUGUUCCACCUGGAUUUGAGUCUUUUGACAUAGAUAAGCAUCACGGGCCAUUGCGACCACAACUUGAAAUUGAUGAUAAUACUCUUUUGAGGGUGGACUUUAUAAGGGAGGUGGAUGAAUUGCUGCAAGAGGUUCGUUUGGAAAUGGAUGAAGAAGAGAAUGAACAAGGGUUUGAUCCUGAAUCAGUUGCAAAUAGAUUAAAACAACAGGAGAAGAAGCAAACAAUAAGCCAAGUAGAAGCUCUGCUAGAAUUAGCAAUAGGUUUAAAAUGGUAGUUAUUUGGUCCAAACUACUAUUUUUAUUUACAUAUAUCGGUUCAUUUGUCCUACAAUUUAUAGUUUUGAAUUGAAAUUAGUAUGCAAUGCAUUUGCAGUCCAAAGUAGCUUCAUGGUUUUGUAUCUAUUUCUCUUGUAAGGAUGUAAAAAAUUAGUACCAUCAGAAAGGACAUACAAAUGUAGGCAUGACACUUUUGGGUUAUCAUUUGUUUUAAAGGUACAAGAAUAUUAGAAUUUGAGUUUUUGAAUUUUCAUUUUAUGCAUC
This is a messenger RNA of Trifolium pratense (red clover), 1464 nucleotides long. RefSeq names its product protein PALE CRESS, chloroplastic-like. NCBI's taxonomy places the organism in Eukaryota, Viridiplantae, Streptophyta, Magnoliopsida, Fabales, Fabaceae. The transcript has 7 exons. Gene Ontology annotation, cellular component: proplastid; chloroplast; etioplast. The record is from RefSeq and is a predicted model, not a curated record. Gene Ontology annotation, biological process: chloroplast organization; leaf morphogenesis; cellular response to light stimulus. The coding region runs from base 195 to 1199 and encodes 334 amino acids.